CGGCGUGCAGCGGGACGGGGAAUAUAAGUGGCUGGCGGCGAGCGCGCUUCAGUCAGUCCGCCCGCCCGAACAAUGCCUUCGCCGCUGGGGCCGGGGAGCCGCGGCUGAGCGCGGCGGGAGCAGCCGGGCAGCGGACGCCCUUGCCGGCCACCGCCGCUCCCAGCGAAGGGGCUGGCGGGGGCACGGGCGCUCGUACGCCGUGAGCAUGUGGAUACCCACGGAGCACGAGAAGUACGGCGUGGUAAUAGCUGGUUUUCGAGGGACAGUCCCACAUGGCCUGUCACUGGAGAUUGGAGACACCGUUCAAAUAUUAGAGAAAUGCGAUGGAUGGUACAGAGGAUUUGCCUUAAAAAACCCGAACGUUAAGGGCAUAUUUCCAUCUAACUACAUUCAUUUGAAGAAUGCAUGUGUUAAGAACAAAGGACAAUUUGAAAUGGUUAUUCCAACAGAAGAUUCUGUUAUUACAGAAAUGACAUCAACUUUAAGAGACUGGGGAACAAUGUGGAAACAACUCUAUGUGAGGAAUGAGGGAGAUCUCUUUCAUCGGCUGUGGCAUAUAAUGAAUGAAAUCCUUGACCUGCGAAGGCAGGUCCUUGUUGGCCAUCUCACCCAUGAUCGAAUGAAGGAUGUCAAGCGACACAUCACUGCUCGUCUGGAUUGGGGCAAUGAACAGCUGGGACUUGACUUAGUUCCAAGAAAAGAAUAUGCUAUGGUGGAUCCUGAAGAGAUCAGCAUUACAGAGCUCUACAGGCUGAUGGAACAUCGUCAUCGAAAAAAAGACACACCAGUACCUGCUAGCAGCCACCAUCUUUUUGUUCAGAUGAAGAGUUUAAUGUGCUCCAAUCUGGGAGAGGAACUGGAAGUAAUCUUCUCACUCUUUGAUAGUAAAGAAAAUCGACCCAUCAGUGAAAGAUUUUUUUUAAGACUGAAUAGAAAUGGUUUGCCAAAAUGCCCAGAAAAGCCUGAAAGACACUGUUCUCUCUUUGUGGAUUUGGGUAGCAGUGAACUCAGGAAGGACAUCUAUAUCACUGUGCACAUUAUCCGAAUAGGGCGAAUGGGAGCUGGAGAAAAGAAAAAUGCCUGCAAUGUGCAGUAUAGACGGCCCUUUGGCUGUGCAGUCCUCAGUAUUGCAGAUUUGCUGGCAGGAGAUUCAAAGGACGACCUUGUCUUGAAAGUCUAUAUGUGCAACACGGAGAGUGACUGGUAUCAGAUCCAUGAAAAUAUCAUUAAAAAGCUGAAUGCACGUUACAAUUUGACAGGCUCCAAUGCAGGUCUGGCAGUUUCUCUUCAGUUACUUCAUGGAGACAUAGAACAAAUUAGGAGAGAGUAUACAUCGAGAUUUACCCACGGAGUAUCCAUAACAAGGAAACUAGGUUUUUCCAAUAUCAUAAUGCCUGGUGAAAUGAGGAAUGAUUUAUAUAUUACUGUAGAAAGAGGAGAAUUUGAGAAAGGAGGGAAAAGUGUGGCCAGAAAUGUGGAAGUGACAAUGCAUGUGGUGGACAGCAGUGGACAAAUUUUAAAGGACUUUAUCUCAUUUGGCUCUGGAGAGCCACCAGCCAGCGAGUACCAUUCUUUUGUCCUUUAUCAUAACAAUGGUCCCAGAUGGGCUGAGCUGCUGAAACUUCCCAUUCCUGUGGAUAAAUUCAGAGGAGCUCACAUCCGCUGUGAAUUCCGGCACUGUUCCACAAAAGAAAAGGGUGAGAAGAAGUUGUUUGGCUUUUCUUUCGUGCCUCUGAUGCAGGAAAAUGGGAGAACUCUGCCAGAUGGCACCCAUGAACUCAUUGUACACAAGUGUGAAGAAAACACAAACCUUCAGGACUCUGGCCGCUACCUCAAACUCCCCUUUUCAAAGGGAAUAUCCCUAGGAAACAACAGCCAAGCAGUAAAAACCACUAAAGAGUCCUUCUGGAUUACAUCCUUUCUCUGCUCCACCAAACUCACACAAAAUGGAGAUAUGCUUGACCUGCUGAAAUGGAGAACCCACCCAGACAAAAUUGCAGGUUGCCUCUCAAAAUUAAAAGAAAUUGAUGGUUCAGAAAUAGUGAAGUUUCUUCAAGAUACACUAGACACUUUAUUUGGAAUUUUAGAUGAAAACUCUCAAAAAUAUGGAUCAAAAGUAUUUGAUUGUUUGGUUCACAUAAUAAAUUUGCUGCAGGACAGCAAGUUUCACCACUUUAAGCCAGUAAUGGACACUUACAUUGAAAGUCAUUUUGCAGGAGCACUUGCAUACAGAGAUCUUAUAAAAGUACUGAAGUGGCAUAUUGAUCGAGUCACUGAGGUGGAGCUUCAUGAGCACAUACAGGAAGUCCUAAAGGCACAGGAAUAUAUCUUUAAAUACAUAGUCCAGUCUCGAAGGUUAUUCUCUAUUGCUACUGGUGGACAAAAUGAGGAGGAAUUUCGCUGCUGUAUUCAAGAGCUUCUUAUGUCAGUACGCUUCUUUCUUUCUCAAGAGAGCAAAGGAACUAGUGCUUUAUCCCAGCUACAAGCUGUGUUUCUCAGCUCAUUCCCAUCGGUGUACUCUGAACUUUUGAAGCUCUUUGAUGUAAGAGAAGUGGCAAAUUUGGUUCACGAUGCUCUGGGCAGCUUGCCAACUGUCAUGCAUGGAGAUGAGUCCCUUCAAGCUGUUAAACUGCAGAGUAUUGGAAAAACUGUAGAAAGUUACCUGUACACUAACCCAGAUUCUCGAUGCAUUCUUCUUCCGGUAGUUUUGCAUCAUCUCCACAUGCAUUUACAAGAGCAGAAGGACCUUAUAAUGUGUGCCCGUAUCCUUAGCAACAUAUUUUGCCUCAUCAAGAAGAACAGCUCAGAAAAGUCAGUCCUGGAAGAAAUUGAUGUGAUUGUAAACAGUCUGCUAGAUAUUCUAUUAAGGACCAUACUAGAGAUCACCAGCCGACCACAACCCUCAGGCUCUGCUCUGCGUCUCCAGUUUCAAGAUGUGACUGGGGAAUUUGUCUCUUGUUUGUUGUCACUCUUGCGACAAAUGACUGAUAGACAUUAUCAACAGCUUCUUGAUAGCUUCAAUACAAAGGAAGAUCUGAGGGAUUUCCUGCUGCAGAUUUUCACAGUAUUUCGCAUCCUAAUACGACCAGAGAUGUUUCCAAAAGACUGGACAGUGAUGCGUUUGGUUGCAAACAAUGUGAUCAUUACUACAGUCUUGUACCUUUCGGAUGCCCUUCGUAAAAACUUCUUAAAUGAAAACUUUGAUUACAAGAUAUGGGAUUCCUACUUUUUUCUUGCUGUCAUUUUUAUAAACCAGUUAUGUCUGCAACUGGAGAUGUUCACACCUUCCAAGAAGAAAAAGGUUUUAGAGAAAUAUGGUGACAUGCGGGUAACAAUGGGAUGUGAAAUCUUCAGUAUGUGGCAAAAUUUAGGGGAACACAAGCUUCACUUUAUUCCAGCAUUGAUUGGCCCCUUCCUGGAAGUGACCUUGAUCCCUCAGCCAGACCUGAGGAAUGUAAUGAUUCCCAUUUUCCAUGACAUGAUGGACUGGGAGCAAAGGCGAAGUGGCAACUUUAAACAGGUGGAAGCAAAGCUGAUUGACAAACUGGACAGCCUAAUGUCAGAAGGUAAAGGUGACGAAACCUACCGAGAGCUCUUCAACAGUAUAAUUCCACUUUUUGGUCCUUAUCCUAGUCUGCUGAAGAAAAUUGAGCGGGAAACAUGGAGGGAAAGUGGCGUUUCAUUAAUCGCCACUGUGACUCGCCUCAUGGAGAGGCUACUGGACUACAGGGACUGCAUGAAAAUGGGAGAAGUGGAUGGCAAAAAGAUUGGCUGCACUGUUAGCCUUCUGAAUUUUUACAAGACUGAACUGAACAAAGAAGAGAUGUAUAUUCGCUAUAUUCAUAAACUCUAUGACCUCCAUCUGAAAGCACAAAACUUCACAGAGGCUGCCUACACACUCCUGCUGUAUGAUGAGCUGCUGGAGUGGUCUGACCGGCCACUGAGAGAAUUUCUCAACUACCCCAUGCAAACAGAGUGGCAACGUAAGGAGUGUCUCCAUCUGACCAUCAUUCAAAAUUUUGAUAGGGGAAAGUGUUGGGAAAAUGGCAUUAUCUUAUGCAGGAAAAUUGCAGAACAGUAUGAGAGCUACUAUGACUACAGAAACCUCAGCAAGAUGAGGAUGAUGGAAGCAUCCUUAUAUGAUAAAAUUAUGGAUCAACAGCGUUUGGAGCCAGAAUUUUUCAGAGUUGGAUUCUAUGGGAAAAAGUUCCCAUUCUUCUUGAGAAAUAAGGAAUUUGUUUGCCGAGGACAUGACUAUGAAAGGCUGGAGGCCUUCCAGCAGCGAAUGUUGAAUGAGUUCCCACAUGCCAUUGCUAUGCAACAUGCUAAUCAGCCAGAUGAGACCAUCUUUCAGGCAGAAGCACAGUAUCUGCAGAUUUAUGCAGUGACACCAAUUCCAGAAAACCAGGAAGUCUUGCAGAGAGAUGGCAUUCCUGAUAAUAUCAAGAGCUUUUACAAAGUAAAUCACAUCUGGCGAUUCCGAUAUGACAGGCCAUUUCACAAAGGGACCAAGGACAAGGAAAAUGAAUUCAAGAGUCUAUGGGUAGAGAGAACCACACUGAUCUUGGUGCAGAGUUUACCUGGAAUAUCUCGUUGGUUUGAAGUGGAAAAACGUGAAGUGGUGGAAAUGAGUCCCCUUGAGAAUGCUAUUGAAGUGUUAGAAAAUAAGAACCAGCAGCUGAGAACACUGAUUAGUCAGUGUCAAACACGACAGAUGCAGAACAUUAACCCUCUCACAAUGUGUCUAAAUGGGGUCAUUGAUGCCGCAGUUAAUGGAGGAGUUGCUAGAUACCAAGAGGCAUUCUUCAUCAAAGAAUACAUCUUGAACCAUCCAGAGGAUGGAGAGAAGAUCACACGCUUGAGAGAGCUGAUGCUCGAGCAGGCUCAGAUUCUAGAAUUUGGCUUGGCUGUGCACGAGAAGGUGGUGCCGCAGGACAUGAGGCCACUACACAAAAAGCUGGUGGAUCAGUUCUUUGUGAUGAAGUCAAGCUUGGGAAUACAGGAAUUUUCUGCCUGCGUACAAGCUAGUCCUGUUCAUUUUCCAAAUGGAAGUCCUCGUGUAUGCCGGAAUUCCAUGCCUAUUUCUAUGAGCCCUGAUGCUGCCAGGGUAAUACCACGACGCAGCCCCUUGAGUUACCCAGCUGUCAAUCGGUAUUCAUCCUCAUCACUGUCAUCCCAAGCUUCUGCUGAAGUCAGCAAUAUCACUGGGCAGUCAGAAAGCUCAGAUGAAGUUUUUAACAUGCAGCCUAGUCCGUCUACCUCAAGCCUGAGUUCUACUCAUUCUGCUUCACCUAACGUGACCAGUUCUGCUCCAUCCAGUGCCAGAGCCUCUCCUCUGUUGUCUGACAAACAUAAGCAUUCCCGAGAAACCUCUUGCCUGUCUCCCAGAGAGAGGCCCUGCAGUGCCAUCUACCCUACUCCUUCGGAAACUUCGCAGACUACAAACUCUUGCUUUGCCAAGUGGAAUGCGACUUCUAUCCCCCAUUCUAUCCGAGAUUCCAUAAGGGAGGCUGAGGAGCUCGUAGGCCCAGUCUCCGCUCUCUCUGAGACUCGCCCAGCAGGAAAAUCUCCCAAUCUGUCUCUACCCUCAGUGUCCCAUGAGAGGAGAAUGCUGUUUAAUCAUAUUGGAGAUGGUGCUUUGCCACGAAGUGAUUCCAAUCUGCCUGGCCCUGACAAAGCUGUAAACACAACCCCCAGCAGCUGGAGCCUGGAUAGUGGAAAGGAAGCCAGAAACACAUCAGAAAGUGGAAAACUUAUAUCUCCUCCUGUACCACCAAGACCUGCACAGACUGCAUCACCAGCAAGACACAUAGCCUCUGUUUCUCCUUCUCCUGCUGGCAGAUCACCAAUGAAGGGGUCUGUGCAAUCAUUCACACCGUCUCCAGUGGAGUAUCAUUCCUCGGGGCUCAUAUCAAACUCUCCGGCACUGUCAGGGAGUUACAGCAGUGGCAUCUCUUCACUCAGCCGAUGUAGCACAUCAGAGACAUCAGGCUUUGAAAGCCAAGGCAGUGAACCAGCAGUGACUGUCCCAAGCUACAGUGUUUCUGAGGAGCCUGUGAGAAAAGAAAGCAAAACCCCGCCACCCUACAGCGUGUAUGAGCGGACUUUGAAAAGACCCGUUCCUCUACCUCACAGCCUCUCCAUCCCGCCCGCCGCAGACCCACCGGCACUGCCACCCAAGCCACAGCUGGUUCGGCCAAACAACCUGGAAAACAGCACCAGGAGGACUGAGCAGGUUCCCCGGCCCAGGCCUCUGCCCCGCAAAGUCUCUCAGCUAUGAGAAGCCACUUUUAUAUUUAAUUGCAACCAAUUCUUUACUGUUUAAGAAAUAAUAUUUUUUAAAAAUGGUAAAACUGGUUUAGUUAGGCACUUUAAUAUUUUGCCCACCUUUUCUUUUGAGUAAUUUUGAAAUGCUUAUUAAUAUUAUGUUGCACAUUUGAAAUGAAAUUACUAAUUUAGGUUGCCAGAUAUUAUAGGAAGCAUGAAUGAGAGGAUUGUUGUUUUGGUUUUUUUUAAAUUUUAUGAUGGUGAAUACUGAUAAAUUCUUUUAUUUGUACAUUAUUUUUAUUUAAAAAAUUAAAUCUAAAACCCUACAACUCUCAUCUGAGUGAGCCAAAUGCUUCUUACAAAAUGCAGAAUAUACUGACUGGAUCUUUACUACAAGAGAUAAAUGCACGCUUUCUAACAAAGUAGUCUGUAGACUAGGUUGUUUCUGCAUAUAGGCUGAAAGGAGUUUCUCUAAUGAACAGGUUGGCCAUUUUAAAUGUACGUGGAAAAACUGGGAUAUAAUGCAAGUUAUACUGCAGAGAAGUGUUGUAAGAAUGUGGUUUGGAAUUUUUGAAACACGCUUAUGUUAUUUUUAAGAUGGAUAAAUACCUGUAUUUCAUUCAGUGUACAGCACCAUUCUGGUGAAUCCUGAUAAGGUUUUGUGCCAUUAAUGUAUUAUUGUACCUGACACAUCCUUUUUCUUUUUGAGGUGCAAUUUACUUUUUAUUCUUCCAGUAGAUGUACUUUUAUUGUUUUGGGAUUUUUUUUUAAAGCAAGCAGUUUGCUAGUGGAGGCUCUCUGCUGUUUUUGAAAGUUCACCCUAGAAUACAAUCUAUGUAUGAAAUAGGUAAAAAUUAAUUGUUUGUUUAACUUGUGCACAAGAAUCAGUACUGACUAAUAAUAAUGGCCAGUCUUCGCGAGCGAAGAUCCGGGGAAGGUCUUUACACCUUCCAGCCUGCGCAUUGGAUUUUUUAGGUGAGACACAGUGUGCGCGGAACUGAGCCCACCCUUUAAUCCUAAGGUUCAUCUACCGGGGCCAAGUGAGCUUGGACGGUGGCAGCGAGGUCCUUAGGACGUAGGUGGGUUGCCUUUAAGGGCUAACGAGCCCCACCUGCCCGGGAGUGGCGGGCUCAGUUCCGCGCACACUGUGUCUCACCUAAAAAAUCCAAUGCGCAGGCUGGAAGGUGGAAAGACCUUCCCCGGAUCUUCGCUCGCGAAGACGGGCAGUACUGACUAGUACCAAGGCAAUUCACUAAAUGAGCAAAUUUUUAAAAAUACAAAUUGCCGGUUAUUCAAUUCAAAAGCUAAUUGCAAACAUUCUUAAUAAUUUUGUAAAAAUCUAGCAAAAAUUCUGAACAGUUCUUUCAAUGUGUAUAUGCCAUUGGAGACAGGUUUUGGUUUUGGAUUUGCUUUUUAGCUUGAGUUUAUCACCAUCAUCUUUAUUGUAGCAGAAUGGUGUUUGGCCUUAGGUUGUAUUUAGUGACCGGCAUCUGAAGAGGUUUGGAAAGCUAAUGCCAACAUGUAGGAAUGUGGAGGGGAAGGGAAAAAAAGCACCUUCUGUAUGUACUUUUUGUAUCCUCUUUCUUUUACUGACUGUUUAAAUGUGCUUGGGAACAGAUGUGUGAACUGCAUUUUAAAUCAUGCUGUUAAAAAUAUUCUCCCUCUUUUUUUGGGAAAACUCAUGUUGAUUUUAGCGGUGUUUGAUUUGUUGAUAGUUUACUGGAAGAAAGUGACCACUUUUUUAUAUUCUCUCAAUUAAACCUUCAGCAGUUACAAGCUGUUGACGGUAGUAAUAGAGGUUUUCUAUAAUAAAUGUUCAAGUAUUUUUGUACAUAAUUGGUAAAUUUUAAUAAGGAGUGUACCAUUAUGUGAAAAAGAAGCAAACAGUUGUGUAUGCAGUAAGAUUGUUAUAAUUAUGCCAAAUACUUUAUGUAUGGAAAAAAGAAUAUUUGUAAAUAUGUGCUUUUAACAAUAAUUCUGCCAUAUUGACUUUACAAUUUUGAAUGUCAGAAAAAAUAAUAUAUGUUAAAAUAUUUAUGUUUUAGUGAAAGUAUUCAUAACUUGAAAAGGAACAUAUGAAUUUUAGCUUUUUAUCUUGCUGAUUUCAAAGUCUGAAAUUCCUUGAACUAGCUCUUGCUUUCUGCUAUAACAGUUUUGUGUCUGUAACCACAUUAUAAAAGUUGUAGAAGGCUACAUAUUUAUGCUGAUAUAAAGAAUUAAUGCCUGAAAUUUAAAUAAGGUGUCACAAGUAAGAUAACAAAACUGCUUUGAUUUUUUUUUCCCACCCGUGUAGUUUAAUAGAUUUUGUUGACUAGUGCUUGAGCACAGUAUGAAUCAGUGUUAUCUGCUCCUGAAGCCAUUUUUUUUUAUUUCUGGCAGUAAACAGAGUUGAUGACUUUAUCAUUUGUGUGCAUUACUGGCCAGCUUUGCAGCAAAACGUUUCAAAAAUCUCUGUUUACUUAGACACUCAUAUAUUGGUUGCUGCGUAAUAUUAAUAUGGAAUAAAUGAACUUGAUUAAUCUUUACUUGUUUUCUGCAGAAUGAGAGAUUAUAAUUCAGUUUGUCACAGAAUGAAAGUUCUGAAUCCUUGUCUUGCUAAAUCCGUUUUUGGUUUUUUUUUUUUCUGUUAACAAUCUCCUGAUGGAUUGAGUUUUCUCCCUAUUUGGAUCUGUAAUUGCUUUGUGAGACAAGGUGGAGAGUAUUGACCUGCUCUUCUGAACAACUGAAGAACAUAAAACUAGUAAGUUCACUGUAAAUUAACCUGCAUGAGUGCUCUGUUUUUAUAACCAUGACAUCAGGAAUACUCUGAACGAAAGCAAACAGUGUAAAAUUGACAGAGAACUCUAAAACCGAGUUGACACAUUUUCUGCUUAGCCAGGUUUGACAAAUUGAUUUUGUAGAUCAGCCUUUCAACCUGAUUACUUAUAAAAAAUGUAGUAUGAAAUUUUGUUAUGUAUGUUGCAACACCCAGAGCUUGAAAACCUAAUGUAAAUAAAGGUCUUGUUUGAAUUUUA
Myiozetetes cayanensis is the source of this 9281-nucleotide messenger RNA. RefSeq names its product dedicator of cytokinesis 4 (gene DOCK4). The record is from RefSeq and is a predicted model, not a curated record. The coding region runs from base 206 to 6280 and encodes 2024 amino acids. Gene Ontology annotation, molecular function: small GTPase binding; GTPase activator activity; guanyl-nucleotide exchange factor activity. Gene Ontology annotation, cellular component: cytoplasm; plasma membrane. Lineage: Eukaryota; Metazoa; Chordata; Aves; Passeriformes; Tyrannidae. The transcript has 54 exons. Gene Ontology annotation, biological process: small GTPase-mediated signal transduction; cell chemotaxis.